UUUGCAUUUGAAUAUUCCUUUGUAUUUUGCCCUGUAAAAUUAUUAAGCGAAUAUAGCUUGCAUACAAAAAGAAUCAUGGCUGCAGUAAAGUAGUUUAUUUUAAAUAUUAACAACGGAAGGUGAAUACAGUUUUGGUGCGCGCCUAGAAAUCGAUAAACAGAUUAUCUGCAGAUAUUUAGCGCUUUUUCUGACUAUUCGGAUAGAUUUAUCUUCUUGAUCUUACUUGUUGGCUUAAAGACCGAGUUUACUACACAGUACUUAUGUGAUAACUUUAAAUGGCACCUUCAUUACUCACGAAUUUAGUGGACUGACUGUGAAUGUUCAAAUAUUUUGUGAAGUUUUGAUGUUAGAGUAUACAAACAGUAAACACAGACACAGAUUACCUAUCAAUGUGUAUGAUAUCUCCAGCCACUUUUGGGAUUUAAUUUUUCAAACGAAAUUCUGCUUAAAAUAAGCUUAGUAUGGAACACUUGAUUGACGAAAGCUAUUACCAGCAGGCCCUUUCAAACACAGGGGAAACGUAUAGCGAACCUGAUAUAGUAUUCAUGUUCAGAAUCUGCUUCGCGGCAUGCGGAAUUAUCUUCAACCUACUGUUGUUGUUUUUGUUCCUAAGACGUCGCAUGUCCGGCGUUCAACAAAAAUCUGUGUAUUGUUUUCUGGAGAGUUUAAUCUUUGCAAAUCUCGUGUCAUCGGUAGGAAUAAUUCCAUACCCAAAAUUAAGUGACAUUCCUGAUGAUGGCAUGGGUUCACUCUACUGCCUCUUUGUUUUCUACCCAAUGUUAUUUUGGAUUGGUAAUAUCGCUGGUGUAUUUUCUUUAACAUGCAUCACUUUGGAUCGUUAUGUAUACGUUGUUCAUCCAAAGCGUCAUCUGCGCUACUUUACUAAGAGCAACCGUCUGAGCAGAUUUGUCAUCCUGUGUAUCUGGAUUGUGGCUAUAUUGAUGAACCUUGCCGCAGUGAUAGUUGUGUCAGCUGAUGACGACAAUUGUACCGUUGAAUGGGUUACCACGAACAACUUCAAAGUCUUCAGUGCUUUCAUAUUCUUGACAUUGUACGUCAUCCCUACAAUCUUCCACGCGGUUUGCUACUACAGAAUCAGAAACAAGACCAAGAAAAGUGACGCCUAUGCUCUUGAUACAAUCCUCUCUGGCAACUACCCAGAACUAACGAUGCUAUCCAGGUCCAGUGACAUUACCAGUUUCUUCAUUUUGUCUUUGCUCUUUGUUCUCUGCUGGGGUCAAGAUCAGUUGUUCUUUUUGCUGCUGAAUCUCAACGUCAUCUCGACGUCAUUAGUUCUGUCCAGUUAUCGUCACGUGACUACUAUCUUUGCCUAUAGUUUGGCGGCUAUCAAUCCAAUAGUGAUAUUGCUAAGCAAUCGUCAAAUGAAGCGCGCAGCGUUAGAGAGUGGUAAUGGUUUGAUGUAAUGCAAUGUAACGUAAUGUGUAAUAUAAUAUCAUGCAGACUCCAUAAAGACUAAGAGAAGCCAUGAUUCAAUAUUUCGUUCCUUAUUCGAACAUCAUCAGGAAUGAAGAUAAUUUUGUCCAUAGAGACCACAUACCAGAAUUAACUUAACUAACCAAUCAAAAGCGAGAAACUGGUAAAAUUGACCAUCAAAGCAAACAAGGUGUGACGUAUUAUUGACGAAUUAACAGCAUACCUUAAAAAAUCAAUCUUGAUAAAGUGUGAACAUACUGUUAAGCGCCUAAUAGCCAGGGCUUCUUUAAAUAAUAAUGCAUACCAAUGUCUGGAAAAGUCAAUAACGUCAGUGUUAUUGGAUAUUAAAGAAUGAUAAUUAGAACCCUUAGCAUCACCAUAACCACUGUUAAUAGGUAAAUUAUGCAUGGUUAGGUUAUGUUGAAAACCAUCACAUGAGUAACGUAAUGUAUGUAAUGUAAUUUAAUGUAAUAUUAAUGUAACAUUAUACUUACGUGUAACGCUACUUAGAUAUUUAAUUACCCAUGUAGGACAGAAGAACAAUAAACUUUGCAUUCGGUCUCAUUUUCAAAAAUAUAACAGCGAUAUAAUAACCAUUUAGGGCAUAUUCGGCGGCAAAAUUUGUAAACAAUAAAGACAAUAGAAUAUCGUAUGUACCCAAUAAUGGAGGGCCGAACAAAGGCUCCCCUCUCUCCCCAAAAAAAUUAAGGCAUUGUAUUGGCUACUUUAAAUAAACUGUAUCUAGCAAACUUUAUUCAAAAUUUGAAUACAAGGCCCACAUGGCCCAACAUGUAACACACAAAAGACGUUCUUAAUGAUCACUGACUUUUGUACAAGGAUGAAGUCCAUUGAGAACUUCUCAAUUUCCCCUAAUCACAACUCUUCAUGACGCUGUGCGUUACCGAGGAUCUCAUAAGCUUGGUUCACGUCGAACUUUUAUCUAGAUAUACAUCCACUUAACUAGUUAAAAGUUCGACGUGAACCACUCAAUUAUAGCUAGUUAAAGGA
Messenger RNA from Anneissia japonica, 2442 nucleotides. Its product is annotated as galanin receptor type 1-like. Gene Ontology annotation, biological process: G protein-coupled receptor signaling pathway. The coding region runs from base 462 to 1424 and encodes 320 amino acids. The record is from RefSeq and is a predicted model, not a curated record. The transcript has a single exon. NCBI's taxonomy places the organism in Eukaryota, Metazoa, Echinodermata, Crinoidea, Comatulida, Comatulidae. Gene Ontology annotation, cellular component: membrane. Gene Ontology annotation, molecular function: G protein-coupled receptor activity.